Molecule: messenger RNA, 2118 nt
Organism: Microthlaspi erraticum
Lineage: Eukaryota; Viridiplantae; Streptophyta; Magnoliopsida; Brassicales; Brassicaceae
Source: the annotation of a GenBank genome assembly
AUGCUGCAAUGGAUGGGAGGAUCUAGGCGGAAAGUGGCCGCUGUGAGUGACUUUUACUUCUUCGUUUUAGUGAUUCGAUUUUUUGGUUUGGGAUUAGCUCAGAUUCAGAGAUCCAUUAUAACUGCGAAGUUGAAACCUCUGGGUGUUGGGACUUUGGGAUGGCAAAAGCAUUACUUUGAGCAGAGGAGGCAGCAACAGCAUCAGGCCACUGCCACUCCUGAGGGCUGUGCUAAUGAUAGAAACAGUAGUAAUCAACACCUAAGGGAACACCAAUCUUUGGAUAUUCUUAAUUUGCUCAACUUGUCAACCGCAACUCCUGAAUGCAAACCUUGUUAUCCAGAACAUGGAAUGGAAGAUCUAGAUGCUGAUUUCUACAGUCUCAAGGACAGAAUUUCCGGAGUAAGUAAGGUCUCCCAACCCAUGGUCUAUGAUGCAGGAAGUUCAUCAAACCAUAAAGCAGAACCUUCUUCCUCAAAUAGGACUUCGUUUUGUCUCCCUGACAACAUGACAAGUGAUUUCAAGAAAGCAAACACCACAGAUAAUACCACAGCAGAUCUGAUGGACGGCACAGAGCGGAAGUUAUCUGUCUUUGAUUUGGUUGGUGAUGAUCAGACCACAGCCAACCUGGAAGAAUGUUCUCCAUCUGAGGCUCACAUGGCAUUUUCAGUUGAAGGAUUGGGUAAUAUAAACACGGAAACUCCGGUUAAUUCUCCACACUCAUCAGACAGGAACGUUGCAUACCAGUGCUCCUCUCCAUGGAAGGAUACUGGUCAGCCAGAUACAUCAAACGUCAGGGAAAGGCUCAAUGACUUUGAGAAGGAAGUGGACACAAUAAUUGAAAGUAGCAAAAUGUUCCAAGAUGACAGCUGUUAUAGGUCGCCCGUUGGUAUAGAUGAUAGAGAUGUGGGCAGAAAGCAAAAAAUGCGUACUUUCAGUGAUCACUUGCACAAACCAUAUAAUAGCGAGUCAAGAAGCUACUUCUGUGACGCUGCAGAUUACAGCAAAAGGCGGGUCUCUGAUGAAAACGAGUGGAACGCUAAGUUGGCCUUCCAUGGUGAUGGGGAAGACAGUUUUUAUUGGAGGGACCAACAGCCAUGCGAAGAGGAGAGCUUUAACCUUAAUUUCAUGAAUUAUGGAAAGGAUUACACUGGGAGUCGCUCUUCUGCAGAACACCAUGGGACAAAGAAGAGGGAUUACCUGGAAACGACGUGGAGGUCCAAUCUCGAAGAUUCACCAGUUCGAAGACCACAGCGUCUAGAAAGGACCAUCGAUCAUCGAAGUUUUGCUAAUGAAUUAAACCCUGACUUUGAUUUCGACAAAGUAUUUGACAAACCAGUUUGGUCAUCUGUUGUACUGGAUGAAGAUAAAGACAGCCAUAGUUUGCGUAGUGAAGAAUCUUGCUCGUCUAGUGCAGUUUGGGCCAAAGAAACACCCAUUUCACAGUUUGUAAACAACACAAGACAGAGGAGUAAGAGGGAAAUUAGUUCGUUUCUCAACCUUGAAGACAAGAAUUAUCUGAAUAACGAACUUUUCCAAGAAACAUGGGAAGAUUGGGAUGUGGAUGAUCAACGUUUGAAGAGAAAAUCUGGCUAUGGAAAGCAGGCCAGAUUGUCAAACCCAGGAAAGUUGAAAUCUACCAGUCACAGAGACUCCUCUUUCCGUGGUGGUUUGGAACCGUCUUACAAUUGGUUUGCAGAAGGGUUUACGUCUGCAGGCAUAAGCUCAGGUAUUACAACAGAGAGAGACAAGCCAUAUCCUUUCCUAAACCCUGAGCUUGGUAGCUCGCACCGGCGUCCAUCUCGUGCCCCUGAUUCUAUUCCGGAAACAUGGGCUCCCAAGUUUUCAGUAGGAGGCACUGGAGUCAAUGGUGAGGAUGAGGAUGAUGAACAGAACUAUGCAAACUGUUUAUCAGCGAAUCAGAAAUCUAGACUAGCAGGAGACAUGUGCGGUUUUGAGAGUGACACGUUAUCAGAGAACGAAAAUGAGCAAAGCAAAGAAGUGAAUCACCCAAAAAACCAGGGAGAUGAGACCUCAUCAUCCGUUGCAAAGAGCCUCUCAGACGAAAAUGAAUGUAAGGAGGUCAUGGAAGCUCCGCAUCAAGGAAACAGAGGUAAAUGA